Molecule: messenger RNA, 915 nt
Organism: Trichoplusia ni (cabbage looper)
Lineage: Eukaryota; Metazoa; Arthropoda; Insecta; Lepidoptera; Noctuidae
Exons: 1
Coding region: 1-915 (304 amino acids)
Source: RefSeq, a predicted model, not a curated record
AUGGUGCAGUGCAAGAAAUGUAAACUAUUUCUAUCUAUGAACAAAGAUGACGUUAUUAAGUGCAAAGGUGAUUGUGAUGGUGUAUUCCAUAAAAAAUGCGUGCGUAAUAAUAAGCAGUUGGCGCUAAAGGAGAUAUGUGAAGAAUGCUUGAAAAAUGAGAGGAGCCCACCGCAAAAUAAAGACACGAACUCCAGCUCUAAAAUAACUGUGAACCCAUGUGAAACAUCAGGUGAAAAAAUCUUAGAAGAAGUAAACAAAAAGCUAGAAGUGAUUUACAACAUGGAAAAAAAGUUAACUGAACUCACAGACACUGUUGACUUUUAUGCAGAAAUGUACCAAGAGAUGAGUAACUUUAAGGAAGCCGCAGAAAAAAAGAUUAAAUCUCUCGAACAAAAGAAUGUAUUUCUAGAAAAGUACAACAGGGCUCUGGAAGAAAGGGUGGAAGAACUAGAAAUGAAGGAGAAAGAAAAAUGCUUAGAAAUAUGUGGUUUAGAGAAUAUACCUAACGAAAAUACCAAGCAAGUUGUGCAAGAGGUGGCGAAAUUAUUGCAAGUUAAUCCGGAAGAUAUUGAAGACGCGGAGAGGGUAGGCAAAGAAAAAGAUGGAGACCAAAGACCGAGGAUAAUUAAAGUCAAACUACGAACGAAAAACGCACGGAUCAAGUGGAUGGCAGCGAAGAAGGAGCAUACCGUCACUAAUAGUAAAUUGCAUUCCAACGGCAGCGACAAAAGAAUCUAUAUUAACGAAGAUCUACCUAAACAGAAACGGCAAUUACUGUGGUCAACACGAAACAAAUUGAAAGAAAAAGGUUUUCAAUAUAUAUGGGUUCAAAAUUUCAACAUAUUGGCUAAGAAAAAUAAUGACGAAACCAAAAUUUAUAAAAUAACAACAGAAAGUGAUUUGGAGAAGUUUUAA